Molecule: messenger RNA, 1325 nt
Organism: Triticum dicoccoides
Lineage: Eukaryota; Viridiplantae; Streptophyta; Magnoliopsida; Poales; Poaceae
Product: NAC domain-containing protein 68-like
Exons: 3
Coding region: 166-1110 (314 amino acids)
Biological process (GO): regulation of DNA-templated transcription
Molecular function (GO): DNA binding
Source: RefSeq, a predicted model, not a curated record
ACGAGCCAUCGACUAAAGAGAAGGGCUCCAGGUCCCAGGAGGCGGUAUCACAACCAGCCGCCUUUCUCUUCCCUUCCAACACCGCGGCACCACCGCGCGAGGGCCGGGCUUUUCUCCAAGGUGGUGGAGCGAGCGAGCGAGCGAGCGAACGCGAGGAGGAGGAGGAUGAUGACGGCAAUGGUGAAGGCUGAGCCGACGGGGGCGGCGGCGGGGGCGGAGGGGAGCAGCGGGCGGAGGGACGCGGAGGCGGAGCUCAACCUGCCGCCGGGCUUCCGGUUCCACCCCACGGACGACGAGCUCGUCGUGCACUACCUCUGCAGGAAGGUGGCCGGCCAGCCGCAGCCCGUGCCCAUCAUCGCCGAGGUCGAUCUCUACAAGUUCAACCCCUGGGAUCUGCCCGAGAGGGCGCUGUUCGGGAGCAGGGAGUGGUACUUCUUCACGCCGCGCGACCGCAAGUACCCCAACGGCUCGCGCCCCAACCGCUCCGCCGGCACCGGCUACUGGAAGGCCACGGGCGCCGACAAGCCGGUGGCGCCCAGGGAGAGCGGCGGCAGGACGGUCGGCAUCAAGAAAGCGCUCGUCUUCUACUCCGGCAGGGCGCCCAGGGGCGUCAAGACCGACUGGAUCAUGCACGAGUACCGCAUCGCCGAAGCCGACCGCGCACCCGGCAAGAAGGGAUCCCUCAAGCUGGACGAAUGGGUGCUGUGCCGGCUGUACAACAAGAAGAACAACUGGGAGAAGCUCAAGGUGGAGCAGGACAUGGCUGUGGAGGCCGGGCCGAACGGGGAGGUCAUGGACGCGCUGGCGACCGACGCCAUGUCCGACAGCUUCCAGACGCACGACUCCUCCGAGAUCGACAGCGCCUCCGGCCUGCAGCAGCAUGGUUUCAUGGACAUGGCGCAGCAGCAGGCGAGGAUGGUGACGGUGAAGGAGGACAGCGACUGGUUCACCGGCCUGAGUAUGGACGACCUGCAGACUUGUUAUAUGAACAUGGGGCAGAUGGUGAACCCAACAACGAUGCCUGGGCAGAACGGCAGCGGCUACCUGCAGCCGAUGAGCUCGCCGCAGAUGAUGAGGCCGAUGUGGCAAACAAUCUUGCCACCAUUCUGAGAUGGAAUAAGAUAUGGUGUAAAUUAUUGGAAAUAGAAGUGAUUAGACAAAUACUUACUUUGCUGAACUAGAAAGAGGUAGAAAUUUCCCAGGCAUGAUUCUGAAGAUGUGGUGGUAGGCUUGUAGCAGUAUUUAUUCUUUGGUUUCGAUCUAUAAAUUUGGUAUUCUGAACAAACAUGUGAUUUUGUUCUCAAAAUAAUCUCAAGUCUAAACAC